AUGUGGUAUUGGCGUAGGAGGAUAGAGGCCCUCUCCCGUUCCUUCCUUGUCCGCUUCUCCCAUUGCCCAAGAGAGGCCAACUCUCCGGCAGAUGAACUAGCACGUAUGGGGAGCGAUGACAGGGAGAAUCUCUUAUUCCUCGAUGUUUCGGCUCUCCCAGCUAAAAUUCGUGGUCUUAUUUUCUUAGACAAAAUUGGGCUGGUCUUCUUCCUCUCCUCAUUCUCUUCCCCAAAGAGAAAACCCACACACCUUCCUCCAAGUCCUCCCCAGCUUCCCAUCAUUAGCAACCUCCACCAGCUUGGCAACUUGUCUCAUCGCUCUCUCUGGCACCUCUCCCAAAAAUACGGUCCACUCAUGUAUCUAAAACUAGGAAGCCUACCCACCCUUGUUAUUUCCUCAGCCAAACUCGCCAGCCACAUCAUGAAAACCCAAGAUAUCAUCUUCUGCAAUAGACCUCUCUUUGUUUCCUACAAGAAACUCUCUUACAAUUUCUCAGACCUCGCUUUUACACCCUACAGAGAAUACUACAAGAACAUGUGUAAAAUCUUCAACAAUGAACUCCUUACAUCAAGAGAGUCCAGUCAUUUAGAUUCAUUAGGGAGGAUGAGGUUGCUCUACACUAUCAUCAGCAGGGCUGCUUUGAGUAAGAGUUACCGAGGAGGAGGAGAGAAGACCAACUUCCAUAGUGUUUUUGAGGAGGCGCAGGCCUCAUUGACAGCUUUCUUCUACACCAACUACAUUCCAUGGUUGGGAUGGAUUGACGUUGUCACCGGACAGUGGGCCAGGUUGGAGAAGAGUUUUCGAGAAUUGGAUGAGUUUUAUGAGAAAGUAAUCCACGAGCAUCUCGACCCCAAGAGGGUAAAACAGGAGCAAGAGGAUCUUGAAAACAUACCAAUUCCCUCUGCUGAUGAUCCAUUCUGGCGAAAGCUGGGACUGGUGGAGUUGUCGCCUUGGUCCCCUGAUGCUCAAAUGGUGGAGGAAGAAACAUGGAUUCGUCUAUUUGGGAUCCCAUCCCACGCAUGGUUUGUUUCGGUAAUAUGCGAUUUGGGUAGCUGUUUUGGUGAAGUAACUCAGAUAGAUACCAUGUCUAUCGGAAUCUUCCAAAUGUUUGCUCGUAUUAAGGUGAUCAAUAGGCAGCGGGCGUCUUUCCUCAAUCCCAUUCAGUUUGUUGUGGCUGGGAAAUCUUACGAUGAUUGGGCUCACCCAGAAGAUAAAGAGACGAGUGUGGAAUCCGGAGCGAAGGAGGCACCGUCUUCACAUUCAGAUGGUUCUCCAGCCCCCUCUGCCAUUUGCCGCAGAUGCACAAACUCUAACAGGAAUCCUAGUGUGCCUCAUUCCAUCGCUGCAACUGACCCCCCGGUGGCUAUGCAGGAACAUCGUCCAGCCAUGUUGACUGAAUCAACCUCAGAACCACAGCUCCAACACAAACCACACCUUCCAGUGGAACCGUCCUCCCCACCAACUUCUCCUCUCGAUCAAGUCAGGUUAGGGGAGCUAGCUGAGGAGCGCUUGAUGCUUCCCCUGCUCCCCCAGGAUGAGAAUGCACUCCCUAUCCAAUGUAAAUCAGCAUGGCAUUCCCCCAUCAGCCCCUUCCCCACCAGGCUCAGAGAGAAGACCAACUUCCAUAGUGUUUUUGAGGAGGCGCAGGCCUCAUUGACAGCUUUCUUCUACGCCAACUACAUUCCAUGGUUGGGAUGGAUUGACGUUGUCACCGGACAGUGGGCCAGGUUGGAGAAGAGUUUUCGAGAAUUGGAUGAGUUUUAUAAGAAAGUAAUCAACGAGCAUCUCGACCCCAAGAGGGUAAAACAGGAGCAGGAGGAUCUUGUGGAUGCCUUGAUACGAGUCCAAAAGGAUCUGCAUCUCAGCAGAGAUAACAUCAAGGCACUGCUCAUGGUCAUACACUCUUCUUUCUACUUACCUAAUUUCCUUGGUCGAUCAGAGAAGUUUUUCUUUGGUGGGUACCUUUCGGGCUCGGGCCUAGCCCAGUUUAUCCUGUCUGGACCAGGCUGGACUAUUUUGGCCCAUCUUGGGAUGGACUAUUUCAGCCCAUCUCGGACUCAGAUGACGAUAAAAAUAUACUCUUCUCUAAUGUUGCCCAUAUAUUUUUUGCAAGACAUUUUUAUUGCUAGAACAGACACAGGUGCUGCAAUGGUCGUGUGGGCCAUGACGGAGCUUGUAAAGAAACCAAGAAUGAUGAAGAAAGUACAGGAAGAAAUUAGAAAGAUUAUAGGAAACAAAGGUAAGGUAGAAGAAGAUGACCUACACCUACUUGAUUCUUUUAAGUUAGUGGUGAAGGAGACUUUUAGAAUGCACCCUGCCGCUCCUAUGCUCGUUCCACAUGAAACUACUAGACAAUGUAGGCUUGAUGGAUACAUCAUUGCCCCCAAAACAUUGGUACUUAUCAAUGCAUUAGCUAUUGGGCAGGAACCUGAAUCAUGGAAAAAUCUAGGAGAGUUCUGUCUAGAGAGAUUCACAGAUAGCUCCAUUGAUUAUAAAGGACAGGACUUCCAAUUCAUACCGUUUGGGGCAGGACGGAGGAUCUGCCUGGGGAUGCAUUUUGGAGCAGUGACUGUGGAGAUUGCUCUAGCAAAUCUUCUCUAUUCUUUUAAUUGGGAACUACCUCUUGGCAUGAACAAGGAAGACGUCGACAAGGGUGAAUUAACCGGUAUAACCGUACAUAAGAAAUCUCCUCUCCUCCUUGUGCCGAUCAAAUACAUCAAUUCAACAAAUGGGGAAACAAAUGAAUAGAGGAUUUCUUUCUCUGAUAUCUAGUUAUGUAUAUUGUACAAUAAUGUAUGGAUUGAUUUGCUUGAUAUUA
Molecule: messenger RNA, 2818 nt
Organism: Magnolia sinica
Lineage: Eukaryota; Viridiplantae; Streptophyta; Magnoliopsida; Magnoliales; Magnoliaceae
Product: cytochrome P450 71A1-like
Exons: 10
Coding region: 1-2748 (915 amino acids)
Molecular function (GO): monooxygenase activity; oxidoreductase activity, acting on paired donors, with incorporation or reduction of molecular oxygen; heme binding
Source: RefSeq, a predicted model, not a curated record